AUGGCACCAAAUGACAAGGAACUCAUCCCCGGCACCGAGGUCAUCUUCAGAGAUGGCAAUCUUUCUACCGACAGCCGUAUUGGCGACCUCGUCCUGAUCCCACAGCCCAGCGAAAAUCUCAAUGACCCUCUCAAUUGGUCUCCAACAUGGAAAAUCAUCGUCAUCGUCAACCAGUUCGUCUUCGUCUUCGUCAGCAUCAUGACGCCGCUCUGCAUAGCGCCCAUGACCCUCAUACUCGAGGCCGAGUUCCAUAAGACCCUCCCCGAGGUCAACAUGCUCUUUGGCGCCGCUGCCAUUACCCUUGGCUACGCAAACUUCAUCAUUGUGCCGUGCGCCAAUGUCGUCGGUCGCAGACCCGUCAUCGCGAUAUGCGGCCUCAUCUGCGUCCUUGCCAAUGUUUGGCAAGCCUGCGCCACGAGCUAUCCCAGUCUCAUUGGGGCUCGCGUGAUAUCGGGAGUUGGUGCAGCCGCGAAUGAGAGCAUCAUGCCCAUGGUUGUGGCGGAUAUGCUGUUUGUGCAUCAGCGAGGCCGCAGUACGGCGUUGUACUUCUGGGCUUACUUUAUGGGACUCUUCAUCGGACCCAUCAUUUCUGGCGCCGUUGCAUCGCAGAUCUCGUGGCGAUGGUUUUUCUGGAUCUGCACAAUUCUUCAAGCUGUCAGCCUUAUCUUCAUCGUUGUCGCCCAUCCGGAGACGAAGUACCAGCGCUACACUCACUCAGCGACUGCUACGGCUGGCGCAACACUCCCGGGCUCUAUCAGCGCCAAGGCCCACGAGUCCGGCGAGAGAGUACCCUCGUCCCUCAUCUGGCGGGACAUCCUCUCGCCCUUGCGUAUCCUCUUCCUCUAUCCAAUCGUGACCUGGGCGUCACUGGCCAUGGGCUUCGCCGCAAACUCGCUCCUCGCACUCAACCUCACCCAGGCGCAGGUCUUUGGCGCCCCACACCCGUACGGCUUCACGCCCGACCAGAUCGGCUUCGUCAACUUCUCGUUCGUGGUGGGCGCCGCCAUCGCGCUCGUCACCGCGGGCCCGCUGUCGGACUAUAUCGCGCUGCGCUCGGCGCGGAGCAACGGCGGCGUCCUCGAGGCCGAGAUGCGCCUGCCCGCGCUGAUCCCUUACGUGGUGGUUAACCUGGUCGGCAUGGUCAUCACCGCGGUGGGCUACCAGCGCAGCUGGCCGUGGCCGGCGAUCGUGGUGGUCGGGUACGGCCUGGUGGGCGUGCAGGUCGUGGGCAUCCCCACGAUUGCGAUUGCGUACGCGGUGGAUUGCUACAAGGCGCUGCCGGGCGAGGUCAUGAUUGCUGCGACGGUGGUCAAGAACACUUUCGGGUUCGGCAUGAUCUUCUUCUAUAACGACUGGGCUGCGCGCAGCGGCUACAUUGCCCCAGUCCUCCUGCUCAUGGCGCUCACGGUGGGGUUCUCGGUCCUCGGGCUCGCCGUGUUCAUUCCUUUUGGGAAGCAAUUCCGCCGCUGGACAAAGGACUCAAAGCUGCAUGCCUUGUGA
Molecule: messenger RNA, 1500 nt
Organism: Microdochium trichocladiopsis
Lineage: Eukaryota; Fungi; Ascomycota; Sordariomycetes; Xylariales; Microdochiaceae
Product: major facilitator superfamily domain-containing protein
Exons: 7
Coding region: 1-1500 (499 amino acids)
Biological process (GO): transmembrane transport
Molecular function (GO): transmembrane transporter activity
Source: RefSeq, a predicted model, not a curated record